This is a messenger RNA of Rotaria sordida, 4182 nucleotides long. The record is from the annotation of a GenBank genome assembly. Lineage: Eukaryota; Metazoa; Rotifera; Eurotatoria; Philodinida; Philodinidae.
AUGAUCAUAUUUUUAUUAUCAUAUAGUAUUUAUAUACUUUUAUUAUUUCAACAACAUAUUAUUAAUGCAUGUCCAUCUGUAUGCUUAUGCCAUGGACCUAAUGUUGAUUGUAGCAAUCGAAGUUUACAUAUAAUACCAUCUGGAAUACCAAAAAAUAUAUUUAAACUAGAUUUACAAUUGAACAAUUUAUCAAUUAUUCGAAAAGAUGAUUUUAAAGCAUUUCGUCAACUACGUAUAUUAAAUCUUCAAGAUAAUCAAAUACAUACAAUUGAUAUUGAUGCAUUUCGAGAUUUAAUAUCAUUACAAAAAUUACGUCUUAAUGGCAAUAAACUAAAUCAUGUUACAGAUGGUACAUUGAUCACACUUAAACAACUUCAACGAUUAGAUCUUAGUUCUAAUCGUUUACGAAUUAUUAAAAAAGGUAUGUUACAAGGUCUACAAGAAAUAAAUAAUUUACAAUUAGAUCAUAAUGAGAUUUCAUGUAUUGAUCCAGAAGCUAUUAAUGGACUUAAACGAUUAGAAAUUAUUACAUUGAAUUCUAAUAAUUUAACAACUCUACCUAUUUUACCAUUUGAACAAUUAAUUGACUUAAGAGUUUUACGAUUACAUGAUAAUCAUUUUAUAUGUGAUUGUCGUUUACUUUGGCUUGCAAAAUAUCUUAAAGUUCAUCCAUUUCUUGGUCUUAAUACUCAAUGUCAAGAUAUAAAUACAUUUAAUUUUAAAGAUAUAAUAUCACUAAUUGAUGAUACAAAACAAUGUAAUCAUAUGGAUACUGAUGAUAUUGAAUAUAUAUGUAAUGUAUUUAUAUGUCCAUAUCCAUGUGUAUGUUUUAAUGGUGUUGUUGAUUGUAAAGAUAAAGAUCUUAUAGAAAUUCCGAGAAAUAUUCCAGAUACAACAAUUGAAUUACGUUUGGAAAAAAAUCGAAUUAUAGAAAUACCACCAAAAGUAUUUAUUCAUUUAAAAAAACUUCGUCGUUUAGAUUUAAGUAAUAAUUUCAUUUCAACAAUCUAUCCAGAUUCAUUUACUGGUCUUAAAUCACUCAAUUCACUCAUACUUUCAAACAAUCUGCUUGUGCAUUUACCAUUCGAUUUAUUUAAUCAUGAAUUCAUACAUUUACAACUCUUAUUAUUAAAUGCAAAUAAAAUUGUCUGUAUACGUGUUGAUACAUUUCGUGGAUUAGAAAAAUUAAGUUUAUUAUCAUUAUAUGAUAAUCAAUUAAAAACUUUAAUUAAUGGAACAUUUAGUUCAUUGAAAAGUAUUCAAACAUUACAUUUAGCUCGUAAUCCAUUUCUAUGUGAUUGUCAUCUUCGAUGGUUAAAUGUAUAUUUACGUAAAAACAAAAUUGAAACAAGUGGUGUUCGUUGUGCCGGACCACGACGUAUGGCAAAACAAAAAUUUGGUAUUUUAAAAGAUCAAAGAUUUCGAUGUCAAAAUCGAAUGAAAUAUUUACAAACACUAAAUACUGUUCAAUGUGAAAUCGAAUGUCCUAAAGGAUGUACAUGUGAUAGAACAACAGUAAUAUGUCGGGGAUUACAAUUACAAGAAAUUCCUAAUGAUAUACCAACAUUUACUACUACACUGGAUCUUCAAGAUAAUUCAAUCAAACGAAUAUCACGUGAUAGUAAUUUACAACGAUUAAAAAAUCUUCGUAUACUUGAUUUACGAAAUAAUCAAAUGGAAGAAAUUGAUGAUGAUACUUUUGAUGGAUUUGAUUUACUUAAUCAAUUAUUUUUAAAUAAUAAUAGUCUUCAUACAAUAACAUCACAAACAUUUAAUGGUUUAAAAAAUCUUCAAAUAUUAAAUUUAGAUGCAAAUAAAUUAACAUGUAUUAAAAAUGAUACUUUUAUAAAUAUGAAUAAACUUGAAUUAUUAUCAUUAAGUCAUAAUUCUAUUAAAUAUAUUCCAUCAUUAUCAUUUGAUCGACUUCGAUUUUUAUCUGAUUUAAAUCUUCAAUCCAAUCCAUUGAUAUGUAAUUGUCAUAUAAAAUGGUUAAAACAAAGUAAAAUCAUUACUGGUGAUCCUGAAUGUAUGUCACCAACAAAACUACGAAAUAUUCCGAUUAUCAAUGUUACUGAUGAAGAUUUCAUAUGUAAUCCUACUGAAAUUAAUGUAUGUGAUACAUCUUAUUCAAAUUCGUGUCCACAAAAUUGUACAUGUUAUAAUCGUAUUGUACGAUGUUCACAUACUCAAUUAAUUCGUAUACCAUAUGAAGAAAUAUCAAUAGAUACUGAAGAACUUUAUUUAGAUUCAAAUAAUAUUGAAGAAAUAUCAUUUGAAUUAAUUAAUCGUUUUAUUUAUCUUUUAAGAAUUGAUUUAAGUUAUAAUAGAUUACGUUUUAUACCAGGAUAUUUAUUUUCAAAUUUAACACGACUUGAAACAUUAAUAUUAUCCUAUAAUAAAAUUCAAUGUUUGGAUUCAAAUUCAUUUAAAGGAUUAAAAAAUUUAAGAAUUUUAUCAAUGCAUGGAAAUGAAAUUUCAACAAUAUCAGAAGGAACAUUUAAUGAUUUACCAAUUUUAUCGCAUAUUGCACUUGGUAGUAAUCCAUUUUAUUGUGAUUGUCAUCUUGCUUGGCUAUCAUCAUGGAUUAAAGCAGAUUAUGUUGAACCUGGUAUUGCUCGAUGUGCUGCUCCACCUCAAAUGACAAAUAAACUUCUUCUUACAUCUCCGGUAUCAUUCUUUCAAUGUUACAAUAAAACUGAAUCAAAUAAUUAUCAACAAAAAUGUAAUCCUUGUUUAAAUCGUACUAAUCUUUGUUCUAAUCAUGGUACAUGUCGUUUAUUAUCGAUUGGAAAAUCUAUUUGUGAUUGUUUACCAUCAUAUCAUGGUAAAUAUUGUGAAAAAAUUAAUGAUGCUUGUUUUUUUAAACCAUGUCAACAACAAGGAACAUGUCAUAUACUUACGAAUGGUCGUUUUCAAUGUCAUUGUUCAUCAGGUUUUACAGGUUCUCAAUGUGAAAUAAAUAUAAAUGAUUGUAUUUCAAAUCAUUGUCAAAAUAAUGCAACAUGUAUUGAUGAAAUUAAUGAUUAUUCAUGUUCAUGUUCACCGUUAUUUACUGGAAAAUAUUGUGAAAUAAAAUUUCAACAUAAAUCAUCUGUAUUUAAAACUAAUCAAAAUAAAAUUUUAUCAAAACGAUGUACAUCUGAAAUUUGCUCAAAUAAUGGCGUUUGUUAUGAAGAUUCAUUAAAUAUUAUUCGAUGUCAUUGUUUUUCGGGUUUUAUUGGUGAUAAUUGUAUGAUAUUAAAAAGUAUACAUUCAAAUACAAAUAAUUCUUAUAUAAAAUUAUCUAAACCAAAUAUAUAUCCAUAUUUAAAUAUUACAAUUAUUUUUAGUACAAUACAAAAUAAUGGUAUACUUAUUUAUUUUGGAUAUAUAGGACAUAUUGUUGUAGAAUUAUUUAUGGGACGAAUACGUGUUAGUUAUGAUAUUGGAAAUUCACCUGGUUCAGUUAUAUUUAGUUAUGAUACAGUAAAUGAUGGAAAAAUUCAUGAAUUACAAUUGAUUAGUAUUGGUCAAAAUUUAACUUUAAUUAUUGAUAGAGAUUAUAAAAGAUUUAUUAAUAAUCAUGGUAUUCGUGUUUAUAUGAAUACAAGUGAAAUACAUGCAUUGUAUAUUAGUGGUUUACCAAAUGAAUUAACUGGUAGAGCUCUUCAAUUAUGGCAUAUUCGUGAAGCAAUAUCAUUUCAAGGUUGUAUUCAUACACUUUAUAUAAAUAAUGAACUAAUCAAUUUUGCUAAUGUUGAUUAUCGUCAUAAAAUCUUACCCGGUUGUGAAAUCAAUGAACAAAAUCCAUCAUCAUGUACUAAAACAACUUGUCAACAUGGUCAAUGUCAACUUGAUGGUUCAACUUAUAAAUGUAAAUGUUUUAAUGGAUUUACUGGACAAACAUGUAACGAAACAAUAAUAUCAUCAAUAUCAUCAUCAUUGAUAGAUUCAUGUAAUUUGAAUAUUCAAACAGGAUAUUAUAUUGAUCCAUUAACUAAAUGUCGAAGUACUCGACGUUUACGUAUGACAAAAUGUUUUGGUAGAUGUCCAUCUGUAUUUAAUAAUGAAACAUUAUCAUCAUGUUGUAAACCAAUCGAAGUUAAACGUCGAUAUUUUCGUAUGACAUGUACGAGUGGUUCUACUUAUAGACAAUCAUUAGAAUUUUUUAAAGAAUGUACAUGUUUGAAUAGUGUUUGUUAA